Oncorhynchus mykiss (rainbow trout) is the source of this 2383-nucleotide messenger RNA. Its product is annotated as nascent polypeptide-associated complex subunit alpha. NCBI's taxonomy places the organism in Eukaryota, Metazoa, Chordata, Actinopteri, Salmoniformes, Salmonidae. The record is from RefSeq and is a predicted model, not a curated record. Gene Ontology annotation, cellular component: nascent polypeptide-associated complex.
CAGAGAUGUUUUUUUUUUUAUUUUAAUUUUUUUGUAAAACGACCCGGAAGAAGUUAGUGCAAAAUGUGAUAUCGGGAGACCGAGGUCAGAAAUUCUCUCUCACAACCAUCUUGGAUAUAGAAUCCUAACUCGACACAAGCAUGCCUGGUGAAGCCACAGAGACAGUCCCGGUCACUGAGCAGGAGAUGCAGCAGCCACAAGUUGAGACUGCCGCACCCUCUGCCCCUGCAAGUGUGGCUACCUCCCAGGAACCCCAGGCUGCUUCUGGCCCUGCCAAGCCCAAAGGCAAAGAGGCCAAGGGUGGCUCGACCCCAAAGGCUGUCCCUGGCAGAAGAAAAAAGACCUCGAUAUCUGCCUCCUCCUCUUCUCCUACCUCCCCAAAGCAAACCUCCUCAACACCCUGUUCCCCCUUAGCUACCUCACCUGGGGCAUCUGGAGCUCCCAGCCAGGGCAACCGUGCUGUCCCAAAGGUUGUAAAGGCUGGCAAACAAGGAAAGGCUAAGAAAGGAGAGGCUUUCAAGCCUGCUGUUGACCUGCCAGCCCCAGCCCAGGCUCCUGCCCCCACAGAGGCCAAACCUGUUCCUAUUGAGCUUAAAGCUGCUCCUGCACCAGUAGUGGCCAUGCCAGCACCUGUUGCUGCAGAUCCUGCACCUGCCUCACCCGUCUCUCCCAAGCCUGAGGCUUCCCCUGUGGCCUUCAAAGUGACCUCAAAGCCUGCUGCAUCAGCCCCUAUGUCAUUUGCUGAUGCUGUUGCCUCUAGCCCACUUAAAGCUGCCCCUGAAAUGCCCAAUGCCAAGCCUAAGCCUGUGCCCAAAGCUGAGGUGAAAGAGGUCAAGGCAGCCCCUGCACCAGCUAAGCCUGCUCUGGAGGAUGAUGACCUUCCACCUCUCAUUCCACCAGAGGAGCCAGUAAAGAUGCCAGUCUACUCACCCCCUAAAGUAGUAGAGGCUCCUAAGCCUGCCCUAGUUGCUUCUCCAGCUCCCCCUAAACCAGCUCCAGUUGAGCCUGUUGUAGCUGCACCAGCUCCGCCCAGGCCUGCGCCAAUUAAGCCCGUUGUAGCUGCACCAGCUCCACCCAAGCCUGCGCCAAUUAAGCCCGUUGUAGCUGCACCAGCUCCACCCAAGCCUGCGCCAAUUAAGCCCGUUGUAGCUGCACCAGCUCCGCCCAAGCCUGCGCCAAUUAAGCCCGUUGUAGCUGCACCAGCUCCGCCCAAGACUUGCCCAGUUGAGCCCGUUGUAGCUGCACCAGCUCCGCCCAAGCCUUGCCCAGUUGAGCCCGUUGUAGCUGCACCAGCUCCACCCAAGCCUGCGCCAAUUAAGCCCGUUGUAGCUGCACCAGCUCCGCCCAAGCCUUGCCCAGUUGAACCUGUUGUAGCUGCGCCAGCUCCACCCAAGCCUGCGCCAAAAAAGCCUGUUGUAGCUGCACUAGCUCCGCCCAAGCCUUGCCCAGUUGAGCCCGUUAUAGCUGCGCCAGCUGCACCCAAGCCUGCGCCAAAUAAGCCUGUUGUAGCUGCACCAGCUCCGCCCAAGCCUUUACCAGUUGAGCCUGUUGUAGCUGCACCAGCUCCGCCCAAGCCUGCGCCAAUUGAUCCUGUUGUAGCUUCCCCUAAGCCUGUUGAAGUAGCCAUUGUACCACCACCUCCAGUUUCAAAACCUGCCCCCACCACUGCUAAAAUCCCAACCAAACCGGAGCCUGUGACCAAGAAUGAGGGGUCUGGCACUGAAUCGGACAGCGAUGAGUCUGUACCAGAUCUGGAGGAACAGGACUCCGCACAGACACAGCAAGCACAGCUUGCAGCUGCUGCAGAAAUAGAUGAGGAACCCGUUAGCAAAGCCAAACAGAGCCGUAGUGAAAAGAAGGCACGAAAGGCAAUGUCAAAGCUGGGUCUCAGGCAGGUGACGGGGGUCACCAGGGUUACCAUUCGCAAGUCUAAGAACAUCCUAUUCGUCAUCACCAAACCAGAUGUCUACAAGAGCCCUGCAUCAGACACUUACAUUGUCUUUGGUGAGGCUAAGAUCGAGGAUCUCUCACAGCAAGCCCAGUUGGCAGCGGCAGAGAAGUUCAAGGUACAGGGAGAAGCUGUGUCGAACAUCCAGGAAAACACACAGACACCCACCGUACAGGAGGAGAGCGAAGAGGAAGAGGUUGACGAGACCGGGGUCGAGGUGAAGGACAUUGAACUUGUGAUGUCACAAGCCAACGUGUCGCGAGCGAAGGCUGUACGCGCCCUGAAAAACAACAACAACGACAUUGUCAACGCAAUUAUGGAGUUGACGAUGUAGGCUGCUGGAGUCGACAGGGUUCUGAAAAGUUGCUGAUUUUAAUCUAUCGUUGGUACAAUUUAUACCCAAGAUAGAAAUAAAGAUGUGGCUUGGUAAAUCGA